Molecule: messenger RNA, 4795 nt
Organism: Cercocebus atys (sooty mangabey)
Lineage: Eukaryota; Metazoa; Chordata; Mammalia; Primates; Cercopithecidae
Gene: HAPLN1
Product: hyaluronan and proteoglycan link protein 1
Exons: 7
Coding region: 411-1475 (354 amino acids)
Biological process (GO): cell adhesion
Molecular function (GO): hyaluronic acid binding
Source: RefSeq, a predicted model, not a curated record
AGUCCCAGGGCCAGCCCCACUCCCUCCUCCCGGCUGCUCCAACAGCCGUUUGCUUCCUGCGAGGCUAAUAAAACAAAGCGCAAACUGACUGUCCUGAGGAGUGUGCUCACAUCGCUGUCCCGCAGAUCAUUCCACAGACCCCAUGUCCCAUCCCCUCUGGACAGACCUAGGAGUGGUGAAGGAUCAGGACCUCUGCCAUCCAGCGCCACAAAGAGACAUUCUGCACACACACACACUCUCUCUCUCUCACACACACACACACACACUCACACUCGCCCAGAGACAAACUUAAGGUGAGGAGAAAGAGCGCUAGCUUCACUUGAUCUCCAGCUUCCAACUUAAGCAGAACUUGAGAGCAUCCGAACUCCUGGAUUUCAGGACAAGUGAAGAAGAUUCUUUGGGCUAUAAAGAUGAAGAGUCUACUUCUUCUGGUGCUGAUUUCAAUCUGCUGGGCUGAUCAUCUUUCAGACAACUACACUCUGGAUCAUGACAGAGUUAUUCACCUCCAAGCAGAAAAUGGCCCCCGUCUACUUGUGGAAGCAGAGCAAGCCAAGGUGUUCUCACACAGAGGUGGCAAUGUUACACUGCCAUGCAAAUUUUAUCGAGACCCUACAGCAUUUGGCUCAGGAAUCCAUAAAAUCCGAAUUAAGUGGACCAAGCUAACUUCGGAUUACCUCAAGGAAGUGGAUGUUUUUGUUUCCAUGGGAUACCACAAAAAAACCUAUGGAGGCUACCAGGGUAGGGUGUUUCUGAAGGGAGGCAGUGAUAAUGAUGCUUCUCUGGUCAUCACAGACCUCACUCUGGAAGAUUAUGGGAGAUAUAAGUGUGAGGUGAUUGAAGGAUUAGAAGACGAUACUGCUGUGGUAGCACUGGACUUACAAGGUGUGGUAUUCCCUUACUUUCCACGACUGGGGCGCUACAAUCUGAAUUUUCACGAGGCUCAGCAGGCGUGUCUGGACCAGGAUGCUGUGAUCGCCUCCUUCGACCAGCUGUACGACGCCUGGCGGGGCGGGCUGGACUGGUGCAACGCCGGCUGGCUUAGUGACGGCUCUGUGCAAUAUCCCAUCACAAAGCCCAGAGAGCCCUGUGGGGGCCAGAACACGGUGCCUGGAGUCAGGAACUACGGAUUUUGGGAUAAAGAUAAAAGCAGAUAUGAUGUUUUCUGUUUUACAUCCAAUUUCAAUGGCCGUUUUUACUAUCUGAUCCACCCCACCAAACUGACCUAUGAUGAAGCGGUACAAGCUUGUCUCAAUGAUGGUGCUCAGAUUGCAAAAGUGGGCCAGAUAUUUGCUGCCUGGAAACUUCUUGGAUAUGACCGCUGUGAUGCGGGCUGGUUGGCGGAUGGCAGCGUCCGCUACCCUAUCUCUAGGCCAAGAAGGCGCUGCAGUCCUACUGAGGCUGCAGUGCGCUUCGCGGGUUUCCCAGAUAAAAAGCAUAAGCUGUAUGGUGUCUACUGCUUCAGAGCAUACAACUGAAUGUGCCCCUAGAGCACAUCAGUUUUAAAGUCAUAAAGAACAUGUGAAAGGUGUUUUUUUUUUUUUUUUCCAAUAUGAACUCAUGCAAGUUACCAAAACUGUGAUAACCCUUUUUUACUUACUGUAAAGAGUCAUUUUCAUAAAGAUCAAUUCAUUGAUUUGUUUUUUGUAAAGCUAUCAUUCAAUAUAUAUUAUAAAUUAAUAUAAACUUAAGGGAAGCUCUACGUAAGGAGACUUAGAGCCAAACUCUUUAAGCUGUAUCAUCCCAAUAAAGUAUCCUUUCAUGAACGGGGCAUGCAAUAGCUUGAGAAUUGCUAGGAUUAAAUUAAGGAAAGUAAAGCUACUCAGAGCAGCAGGUUUUACAAGCACAAACUUUACACAUUUGUACAAUUUUGAAAUGCACUACAAUAAACAAAUUAGAGCAACAAAUUUGAAAUACAGGCUUCUUUACAUAAACUGAGAGGUUAUACAAAACUCAGUUUCACAAGGGAACAAUCUAUACCUUUCUAAAAGUUAAUAUUUCAAGUCUCCAAUAGACAGAAUAUUUUACUCUUUAAAAUCCUGCCUUUUUGACCAAAAAAAAAAAAAAAAAUUCAUAUGAACUCCAAUCCAUAGUAACAAGCACAGUUAAAACUCCUUAAUAAUCCCAUUUAUAUGAAGUAUGACACAUAAAUAAGCAGAUAAUAUUUAAUCAAUGAAAGACUUCUACCUUCUUAAAAUUACACGUCUGAGAGGAAUUGUUUUAUCUUUUGAGUAGCUUUACUGAGUUGUAUUUAAAUUCUAAGGGCCAUUUGCUAAGCAGCAUUUAGCAUCUACUCAGGGCAGUUAUAUAGAUAAACUGCUGGACAGAAAAAUUGUAAAAUUUAGCAGCUUGAUUUUCUGUUAGCCUAUGAAAUGUUAUUGUCCUAUAAAAAUAACUUUAAACUUAUUUAAUAUUCCAUAUUUACAUUAUAUGAAAAUCAAUAACAUUAUAAAAGGAAUCCCUAAUGCAGAAACAAAGACCCAACUUUCAAAAUUCUUAUUAUUCCUAUUUGUAUAUACACUAGAAAACCCAACUAGUGCCUGUGUUUGGGGGGAAAAGUCAACAGUGUAGUUCUAAACCUUAUCCCAAAUAGAAAAUGUGGUUAAUGAUGUCACUUUCCUUGCUGGUCAUCCUUGCUGGCUUAAUCCUUGCUGGCUUAAAUUAAAUGCUGAAACUGUCAUCAAAGAGUUUACACUAAAAUCUUCAGGGUUUUGAAUAAAUGGUUAAGUCCAGCUUCAAAACACAAUUUUCCACAUUAGCAGCUCCAAUCUUAAAUAAAGCUCUGUUUUCCUAUAUUUUUAUGACUGCUGAGACCCCACAGGGACCAAUAUUUGUAUUCAAAUUACAUUUCAUGGUUUCCCAUUGUUUCACAAUGAAUUCUAAUAAAUGGGAUUUACUAUAAUAAUCCAAGUAUGACAUAGCUGGUAUGCUUUCAUGAAUGUUUUUAUGUAGAUUUUCCUCCCAUGAACAUGAGUAAAUAAAUCUGUUUCCUGAAUGGAUUGUGGUUGCAUUUAAGGCUCUGUAAUGAUUCUAAUAAAUUUACUCUAUAAAGAUAGAGUUACGUGUGUGGAAGGUAUAGAACAAUUGGAAGUCCAUGAAACCAUAACUAUAAUCAUAUAUUAUUCAGACAAAAUACUGUAAUAAAAGUAAGUCCUUUCUUUGAUCAAAAACAUACCUGAAAAUUUUCAGAUGCUUUAAUAUUAAAAGAUGACAAUGUUAUGCAUGCACAUUUUUAAGUUAGGUUUGAUAUGCAAACUGUACAAAACUAUAAAUCCAAAGAUUUUGUAAGGUUUAAACUCAAACACUGGUGGUAUAAAUAGAACUUACACUUCUAAAUUAAAGAAAAUACCUAAAUGGUCUAGGAUAAGAUGAUAUGUUAUUUAAAGAGGGGACUUUCUCCCAAAUAACAACUUUAACACCUCAAAAUGGGGGCUAGCUCACUGGAAGAAGUCCAUACUUGAACUGUUAUUAUGUAUGUUCUGAUAAUUUUGUUGGAAAUACAAGUAGAACAAAUUUCUAUUGAAGCAAGCAUCUAAUUUUCAGUUAUGUCCGGAACUCUACCUUUAUAAUGUUAAAUGUAGUAGUAUUUUUUAACUUUUAAAUACUUACUAGUACAGGAAUUGGUGCUGAUCAAAAUCUCUGGAGUGACUGUUAGCUGAUUAAAAUCCAUGGCAAUUACACAUCAUUUUUCCAUUCAUGUAAAAAACAAAAAAAUCUUAACACAAUGAAUACUGCUGAGCAGAAAUUUUGUCUUCUCAUUUUGCUCAAAGGAUCAGAAUUUCCAUGCCCUUUAUACUCCUACUUGAAUUAGUCUUUUUAAUAUUCUCAUUUUGCUGUUUUUCCACCAAAUGUCUAUUUUCCUACUUCAUUACCCAAGAUGUCUCAUUGAGCAUGUCUGAAAAAGAAAGGUUAUUCUAAUACAAUUUCUAACAGAAAGUUUGGUACAACACUGGCUAAUUCAGAAAUCGCUCCUCAGACUUAGAUUCCAAGAGUGUCAAAGAGAUUAGGUGGGAGGCUGGGCUAGGAACCCUUGUUCUAAUGUAUUUGUCCAUAAUUAACACUGGUGACCGUGUAAGGAACAAAGUAUAUCUGCACAUUUCACUGAGACAUCUGCAUUGGAAAACCCAAACAAAAAGAAGCAAUUCAAAUAAAAAGACAAUAUAAGAGUGAAAAUAAGUUGUUCACAUUAACACUGGAAGCCAUCUUUAAAUGAGUACUGCCAUAUUGUAUCACAGUAAUUUUAAGCCAAAUAUGGCAUUUGUAAAUUUAAACUUUCUCUCAUGGAAAGGGGGCCGGUACCUGUUAAAGUGUUAUUUUAUGCAAUAAUAUAGUCACUUUUUAUUUUGGCAAUUAGAAGUAGACUCAAAGGAGAUUCCAAUUUGGUUGCUGGCAGCCAUUCUGGGUUUCUUGAUUUUAGUACUCCAAAGAAUAUGGUGGUCUCAUGGAGUAGCUGACCACUAAGGAGGGGAGGAUUAAAAGGGAAUCCCUUAUCAGUCUUUAGCAUAGAAUGCAUUAAGAAAUAUCAAUGGAUAACUGACAUCGUUUUGUUAAGAAGUUAACUGUAUCAUAGCUCACUACUGCCAGAGUGGCAAUGGAUGUACAACGAAAGAGAUGAAAAAUACAAAAGUCAUUAAGCCACCUGAUUAAAAGAAAACCAAUAUUUAAAGGCAUUUAAUAGACAUCAAGUAUAAAUUUGAGGAGAAGAAUCAAUCUGUAUUACCAAAAAAAAAAAAAAAAUGUUUUCAUUUUCUGUAAGAUACAAUGAACUGGUACAUUAAAAGUCAAUUUUGUGUUACUG